Molecule: messenger RNA, 170 nt
Organism: Racocetra persica
Lineage: Eukaryota; Fungi; Glomeromycota; Glomeromycetes; Diversisporales; Gigasporaceae
Source: the annotation of a GenBank genome assembly
AAAAACAAACUAUUAAAAUUCCAUGCAGUGAAAGUCAAUUCGUUGGUGUGUUUGGACCAUGGAUUCAACAUUAUUUACCUUGUAAAAAGAAGUACACAUGUCUUUUCAAAGGUCCAAGUGCUGAUGCAACAAUGUCAAUGAUAUUACAGGAUACAGAGUGGAGUAGGUGA